Rhizophagus irregularis DAOM 181602=DAOM 197198 is the source of this 1119-nucleotide messenger RNA. The record is from RefSeq and is a predicted model, not a curated record. Lineage: Eukaryota; Fungi; Glomeromycota; Glomeromycetes; Glomerales; Glomeraceae.
AUGGAAUGGGAAAAUUUUGGCGAAAAUCUGAUUGGUAUGAUUGGAAGAGGAAGAGGAGGAGGAGGAGGAGGAGGAGGAGGAGGAGGAGGAGGAGGAGGAGGAUGGGAAUAUCAUACAAGUGUUUUAAGUUCAGAAGAUAUUAUAGAAUUUUAUGGAUUCACAGAAGAUCCAAAUACAUCAAAAUAUAUGGUAGUAAUGUAUUAUGCAAAUAAAGGUAACUUAAGAGAAAAUUUAACAAGAAUAGUUGUAAAUAAUUGGAGUCAAAAAUUAUAUAUGUUGUACGAAAUUAUUUCUGGACUUAAUAAUAUACAUGAAGAAAAACUUAUUCAUUGUGAUUUUCAUGAUGGUAAUAUUUUAAAUCAUAAUGUUGAGAAUAAGGAUAAAAUUUAUAUUAGUGAUUUAGGAUUAUGUCAACCCGUAAAAUCGUUUUUGAAAAAGUAUGAUAUUUAUGGUGUUAUACCAUUUAUGGCACCUGAAGUUUUGAGAGGCAAAUCUUAUACUCCAGCUAGUGAUAUAUAUAGUUUUUCUAUGAUUAUGUGGGAAUUUACAUCUGGAAUACCACCAUUUAAUAAUAGAGCACAUGAUAUUCAUCUUAGUUUAAGUAUUUGUAAAGGUGAACGUCCUGAAAUUAUUGAAAAUACUCCACAAUGUUAUGUAGAUUUAAUGAAAAAAUGUUGGAAUGAAGAUCCACUAAAAAGACCAUCUUCUAAAGAAGUAUUUGAAAUUAUUGAAAAAUGGAAUUUUCUCCCAUAUAAAGUGAAAGUUGAAGAUAUUAAUGAAGAAUUAAAAAGCAACAUUAUGGAAUUUAUAAAUGCACCAAUUGGGCAUAAAAAUCUUGCUACUAGAUCUCAUCCUAAAGCUUGUUUUAAAAGUCGUUUACUUGAUUUUACUAGUAAAAAAUUGAAUGAAAUUCUUGAAAGUGAAAAAGCAUAUCAUGCAAGUCAUUCAGAAUUGAAUGAUUGUUUAAUCAGAGAUUCGAGGUCAUUAGACGAGAGUACUAGUAAAAAGUUGAAUGAAAUUCCUGAAAGUGAAGAUUCACAAGCUAGUGUAAAAGCAAAUGAAAUGCUAAAUUAUUUGAACACUAAGAUUAGAGUAGAAAAUAUUUUACAAGUUUCUUAG